This is a messenger RNA of Benincasa hispida (wax gourd), 390 nucleotides long. The record is from RefSeq and is a predicted model, not a curated record. Lineage: Eukaryota; Viridiplantae; Streptophyta; Magnoliopsida; Cucurbitales; Cucurbitaceae.
AUGAUCCAGAACCAAAGCAUGUCAGGCCUUUCGGUGGAGGCCAAACAUUUGCGAGAUUUUAGGAAGUAUAACCCCAGCACCUUUAAUGGGUCACUAAAGAACCCUACCAAUGCAGAAUUAUGGAUAUCCUCGAUUCAAACGAUUUUUCGUUAUAUGAAAUGCCCAGAGGACCAAAAGGUGCAGUGUGCCGUUUUUAUGCUUACCGACAAGGCUCAGAUCUGGUGGCAGUCGGCAGAAAGGAUGUUGGGUGUAGAUGGGGAUCCAGUGACUUGGGAGCAGUUUAAGGAGCGCUUUUAUGCGAAGUACUUCUCUGCCAACCUGUGGUAUAAUAAGCAGAGGGAGUUCUUGGAGCUGAAGCAGGGACAUAGGUCAGUGGAGGAGUAUGACUAG